AUGAGCCCGCCAGACGAGAGCACUGAGUCUCCGAGGAAGAGACAAAAAACACUAUCGUGCCAAAGAUGUCGGUCUCGAAAACAAAGGUGCAGUGACACACGGCCAUGCCACAACUGCGUUACGGCAAAUCAAGAAUGUAACUCCGGGGAGCCUGUGUCUCGAAAGUCUCGAAUCAGUGCCGAAUAUACUAGGUCACUCGAGGAAAAGGUAGCUGAGCUUGAGGCUCAGCUACUAGGGGUCCACCAAGUUGAGGGCUCUCACUCACGCCGGCAGGCUGUCCUUCAGCCUUCUGCGGGCGAUAAUCCAGCCUUAUUAACUGAAACGGUCAGGAGUCAUGAGCGCGCAGCAUCCGGGUCGGAGGGGAAUUCCGUGCCAUUAAUCGGUUCCCGAAGAGACUGCGGUUCAACAGAGGGACUUUGUGAUGCUGAAACUGAGCGAGCUCAGCUAAUUUGUGUUCCUGUUUGCACGUCCACAUCUAAUAUUUUAGUUUCUUCUCCACUCCAUUCCACAGGUCUCAUCGGAUCACCAAUUGUCGGCGAUAAAUGCGGGCAUACGAGUCUCCUCACUAGCAUACUAGCGACUCUCGCCAGGGGAAACCCAUGCGGGGUCUCUACAUGUGGAGAUGGAGAUCGCGCCCUGAGGAAUAUCUAUCUGUCUCCACACAUUACAACCCAGCUGCUAGACCCAGAUCAUUCUGUCCGACUUCCUACCGAUGUUGAAGAUGCCCUGAUCAAGAUAUAUCUAGAAAGAGUCAAUCCUCGAUAUCCCUUCCUUCAUGUGAGCACUUUUCUGGAAUGGUACGAGACUUGGAAAGCUCGUCCGAGGGAGCGCUCUGCAGGGGAACAGAAUGCCAGGUGGAAGGACUUUUUUGUUAUAAUGGUCCAAGCAGUCAGCAUCCUCCUGACUCCCCAGGUAUCUCAGAAUGAUAUCGCCACCUCGCAGAUUCUUUACAACACCGCAAUGAAAUAUAUAUCCUUUGUUUUCACUCAAUCAGAUCCCGUUCUCCAUGUUCAAGCGCACCUUCUCCUGACUUUACAUGCCCUCCACUCUCCCUCUUCUCAAAUGAUCAUUACUAUGAUAGCGGCGACAAUGCGGCAGUGCGUCAUUAGCAGCCUCCACCUAUCCGAAUAUGAGCCAAAGGCUUCGUUCCCAGAGUUUUCACAAGAGGUACAAAUUCGCCGCAGAGUGUUUUGGUCCGCUUAUGCAAUAGACCGACUUAUCAGUUGGAUCUACCACAUCCCGAACAAUUUGAUUGAUGAGCACAUUACUGUUGAGCUUUUCUCAAAUGUGGAUGAUGCAAGUCUCUCUCAAGACACUGCCAACUUGGCGGAACCACCUUCUCGAGAUUUGCUUCAAAGAACUCGUAUCUCGCCAGCGUUGCACCUAAUACGUUGCAGAUGCAUUCAGUCUCGAAUAAUCACCACCAUGCUGCGGUCGGACUUUCACAACAUCGAUGUAUCGCCCGCAUGGAGAGAGCACAUGUUGGAAGAAUUGGAGACGUGGAGAACUCAGGUCGAGCGAUUAAGUCACAGAGCUAAUCGAGGGUACUUGAGUGAUCGGUGGGUUGGUAUGGCUUACAACUACACGAUCGCAUUGCUACACCAGCCCACCAAAGAUAAUGUCUGCAAUGGCUUUGGCGACCGGUCGGUCUCGGCUUCUGUUAAACUUGCAUUGACAUUCCGAGCCUUUCAGAAGGAUCGACAAACAGCUCAGCUUUGGCCCGGGCUUCUGAGUCAGUUCACUGUCGGCGUCACACUUCUCUAUUGCUUCUGGGCAACACCACCCGCAUAUCGUACGCCCGCGUAUCGAGGGAGAGAAGUCUCAGAAGCACUGCGGGCUUGUUCGACUGCCUUGGCCAUUCUUGCCGAGCGAUGGACCCAAGCCGAGCCUCUACGCGAUGUCUUUGAUAUACUUUUGAAGGAGAUUCCAAUACACGAAGGGCCCGAUAUGAGUAUCUCUUCGAAACAUAUAGCACCCGAUUCGGUCGCUCUGCUCAAAUCGCACAUGCAAGCGGUACAAGAGAUCUCGAGGAAUCGAGUGGUACUUCGCAUGUUGCAGCAGAUUAUGACAGAUGACUUUCCAUCCAGUCCCCAGGACUAUUUGCAACAAACGAACUCUCCAAGAGGGAAUCAUCUAUGCUCUGAACAUUGCGCGAUGUUCCAUGGGACGGCAUUUUUUGACUCAGUAAUGAACCUGAGCUCUGACGCUCAUAAUUUCACGGGCGGCGAGUUGAGCGACACAUAUACAGCAUUCGACGAUACUAUCAUAUUUCCCGCCUUGUUUGGCUCGGCCGAGUUCUAG
Penicillium brasilianum is the source of this 2301-nucleotide messenger RNA. NCBI's taxonomy places the organism in Eukaryota, Fungi, Ascomycota, Eurotiomycetes, Eurotiales, Aspergillaceae. The record is from the annotation of a GenBank genome assembly.